AUGUCGGCGCUGAGUGGAAGCCAAGUCACCCCUUCGCAAAACAUUGUUCAGGUGUACGACACUGACGAUGAGGCCGAACUUGCAAAGGAACCCAUCAUCAUUCAAGGCUCGACUGUGGCGAUCGACGAGCGUGGCGAUCUGCACUUGAGCAUCGGCAACCCCGAGAAGCCGGACGCCAUCUUCAUCGUCGACUCACGCGCCAUUUUCAGGACCUCCGCCGAGUGGAGAUCGAUGGCCUUGCAGAUCCAGCUCCCCAACGGCAACAUCCGCUUCCUGCUGCACAUCCCCGGCGACCACCGCAUCAUGGCGCUCAACACGAUCCUCGAGAUUGCGCACACCAAGUUCGCCCUGGGCCCCAAGUUCCUGCCGCCCCUCCUGCGACUUGCGCGCAUGCUGGACAUCAUCAACGAGUACCGAGUCACGGGCCUGGAUCACAUGUACAAGGGAUGGUGGGAGCGGCACCAGAGGAAGCUGGAGGCCUCGUAUCCGUGGGACGCCGAGACGGCCAUCACGGCCCUGCGCUGCGCGUGGGAGGCCAAGGACCGGAACUACUUCGCCCACGUCGCCAAGUUCAUCGCCUGGCAUUGCCACACCAGGUUCUCUCUAGUCGAGCGACGACAAGGCGGCGACGGCCCGAUUCUCCAUCUCAAGUGCGGUGACCAGGGCGCCAGGGUUUCCAACAAUGCCCUCGUGUGCAUGACCGACAUCGAAGACGCGAUCCAGGCUUACCGCACCUACGUCCUUCGCACCAUCAUCAACAUGCUCCACAAGGUGGUCAACCAGCUGACCACGGGGCGGGCGGGCUCCAAGCGCAAGCGCCGAACCACCCUGCCGCACACCUGCGUCGCCGACAGCGAGCAGAAGCAGUGCAGCGCCUACACCCUCGGCCUCCUCACCCAGCGGCUCCACGCCUGCAUGCUCUGGCCCAUGCCCCCCGCCGAGACCUACCCGUACCACGCGUCCCUCGAGGACCUGUACCAGAAGCUCAGCACCCAGGUCCACGGGGCCAUCGCGUCCGAGAUCUCCUUCCACUCCCGGAGCCGGCGGCUGGUGGGCAAGUGCAGCCCCACGACGGCCGUCAUGGCCCGGCUCGACGAGUUCCGCAAGUCCCACGCCAUCGAACUGACGGACUACCAGUGGAGCUACUUCGAGCCGGGCAAGCCGAGGGAGGAUGUGAAGGCGGAGGACGAGGACGUGAAGCCUACCAUCAUUUAG
This is a messenger RNA of Thyridium curvatum, 1215 nucleotides long. RefSeq lists its product as uncharacterized. Bases 1 to 1215 code for a protein of 404 amino acids. The record is from RefSeq and is a predicted model, not a curated record. NCBI's taxonomy places the organism in Eukaryota, Fungi, Ascomycota, Sordariomycetes, Thyridiales, Thyridiaceae. The transcript is spliced from 2 exons.